AUGUACAGAGUCAAAGUAGGCCAUCGGGUCUUUGAGUUGACUCGAGACUCGAUAGAAUCUGAUGCUCCAAACCACUUCACGGCUGCAUUGCUGGGCUCAUUCGUAGAAGCUCGAUCGGAGCAGCCUCUCUUCUUUGACAGAGAUCCAGAGCUGUUUGAGUUCAUCGUUCGUCAUCUGAGAGGCUAUACUCUGGUGCCAGUCUUAGAAUCUCCGAUACCUUCAAUGUCACUAGAAGCUUACAAGGCAAAUCUACUCGCUGAUGCUCAAUACUUUGGGCUCGCUGCACUAAUAGAACUCCUAGAUCCAUCGCCACAACCUGAUGAUCCUGGGCCACCGCUAUCGCAAACAAUAUGGAACCCUUUGAAGCAACGGAAUGAGCUGCUUCUACCUCUACGAAAUAUAGAUCCCCUUAGACUUCGAUUUAGCGAUUCCGUCAUGUUCAACGACGAAAAUGAUUCACCUGUCGUAGCUAGGUUUGUGGCAAAAGAAGUACUGUGUAGACUGAGUUUAGCUCAAUAUGCACCUCCGAAUAUAAGCACUACCUUUACGCAUGUACUGUUUACCUACUCUCAUGAAAAGGAAAAGGAAGCCAUUGGAUUCCAGCAAGACGAUAUAGGCUCGUCAAACCUUUUGGAUGCUUGCUUCGAUAUUGACGGAUUGAGAUUCACAGGCAAAGAUACCACAGAAUGUGAAGGGAUUCUCGACCACAAAGCAAACCAAAUCCCACCGGAAGAAUUUGACCGGCUCAAGCGCUUGCGAUGGCUGAUUACUCGCGGCAACAGGACUAUUUCUCUCUUCCUGGAUGAAAUGCUAUUCACAGUAGAACGAGCUGCAGAUUCACCCUGUAUGUUCAUCCUGUCAGCAAGAGGCAUUAGGCAAGAAGAGUAUGGCUGGCGCACUAUUACAGCAACUGCAACAUAA
Messenger RNA from Synchytrium microbalum, 921 nucleotides. RefSeq lists its product as uncharacterized. The record is from RefSeq and is a predicted model, not a curated record. Bases 1 to 921 code for a protein of 306 amino acids. NCBI's taxonomy places the organism in Eukaryota, Fungi, Chytridiomycota, Chytridiomycetes, Synchytriales, Synchytriaceae. The transcript is spliced from 9 exons.